AUGAAUUCGCUCCUCUCUACAGCAGAGGACAUUCAAUCUCCACCAUCACCGCCACGCGGGAUAGAUACUCCAAAAACUAGUUCUAGAUCAAUUAGUGACCCAUCAUAUCUUCAAUCCCCAGCAACACCAUUAUAUUCAGAAAAACAACAAGAACAAUUUACAAAAAGAAAGCAAGAAUUGGAAUUAGAAGUCAAUGUACUGAUUCAAAAACGAACAUCACUCGAAAAUCAACUUAAAGAACUUAAAAUAAAUCGCGUUAGUUUUUCAGAAUUGACAUUACUUAAAGCUUCAGUAGCGCAGAGAACUAAUGAGGAUAACUCUUCUAAAAUUGAAGAAUUGAUGAAUAGUUAUGCAGAAAUUAUUAAAGAAGUUCGUUCAAAUCAGUCGCAAGUUGAUAUUCUGGAAACAAAAAUACGAGAAGAACAAGAAAGAAGGAAUUUAAUAUUCGGUGAAAUAAGUACAAUGGAACAAGCACUUGAUUUAAGUGAUUUAUCUUAUAAAAUACCAGAGUUCAAAGGAGUUACUAUGAAUUUUGAUCAUAGUCAGUACACAUCUGAUAUUGAAAGGCUUUCAAUGACGUCAAAUACAUCUAAACAGAUUUGCAAUGAGUUAUUAUGUGCUAAACCACCAUUAAAUGUGCUUACUGAAGCUGCAUCAGAAUAUUCUAAAUGUACAGAAUCAAAGUGGAAAGUCAGAGCAAUAGGAACAAGUAUUUUCAGAGGGGAAAUUUCUGCUCUUCAAAAACAGCUAAGUGAAACAGAUAAUUACAUCCACAAAUUAGAAAAUGAAAUCAAAAAUGAUAAAAGCAAAUCAGAAAGCUAUCAAAAUCAAAUGAGGAAAGAAGAAAUUGAUUUAACCAAUAACAACUUGACAUUGGUUCAAAACUAUAAAUCACAGAUUACUCAGUUAGAGUCUAAGAUUUCAAAUCUUAAAACAGAAGUAACAAAUUCCGCAAAUAUUUUUGAAUCAAUUCAGCAAGAAAUGGAACAGAUAGAUCAUAAUAGAGUUGAAAUGAGUUUGAAGAUGGCAAAUUACUCAGAAAGUGAAGAUGAACCAGAAAGUGUAACAGAUACUGAAGGUUAUUCUGAAGAUUUGUCAGAUAACCAGAGAAAUGAAUUAUUAGACCGCAAACUAGUGUUGCAAAAGGAAGUUUCCAAACUACGAGAAGACUAUCAGAAGUUGCAAGCUCAAUCAAGUGCAAAGAAAGAAAAGAAAAUACAGGAAUUAUCCAAAAUUUAUGCAAAAUAUAAAUCAGCAAAGCAUCGUCUCAAUAAAAAUGGCCUUUCUGGUGUAUUGCAGCUUGAUGACUCUCCUUUCCGCAAAAAGAUUGGUCAUCUUAUUCAUAAAAUUGAUUCAAAUAUUUUAGAGAUCAGCCAAAACUUCGAAUCUGGUAUCUUAUCAGCCUAA
Trichomonas vaginalis G3 is the source of this 1407-nucleotide messenger RNA. RefSeq lists its product as uncharacterized. The record is from RefSeq and is a predicted model, not a curated record. The transcript has a single exon. The coding region runs from base 1 to 1407 and encodes 468 amino acids. NCBI's taxonomy places the organism in Eukaryota, Parabasalia, Trichomonadida, Trichomonadidae.